Messenger RNA from Seminavis robusta, 597 nucleotides. The record is from the annotation of a GenBank genome assembly. Lineage: Eukaryota; Bacillariophyta; Bacillariophyceae; Naviculales; Naviculaceae.
AUGAUGAUGCAGGAGAAACCCAAAGAGAAAGAGAAAGAGAAAGCCAAGGCGAAGGUGAACAUAAUGUUGAGCUCAGACUCGGAAGAUGACACGGAAGAUGAGGAGUUGCUGGCUCGGUACAAAAAGGCAGCUAUUGAGAAGCGCAGAAAGGCUGAGCUGUCCUUGUCACAGGCCCUUGAAAGUUCAUCGGAGGAUGAGGAUGAUACGAGUACUGCCCUUGAAGAAGGUGAUGUUCCCUUGCUUGCGCAACUAACCGAAGAAGAAACAAGAGCCAGGCAGGAAGAAGCAGAGGCCGAUCGCCAAAAAGCAGCACCAAAGGAAACGUCUUAUCUACAGGAAAUGCACCAGCUCCAGCAGCAGGUGCCAUUCCAUCACAAGCAAUACCCUCCCGCGGAAACAGGCCAGGGCGUUCCGCCUCCACCUUACCCAGCACGGACCAAUCCAGUUGCUGUGCCACAGUGGCAAAGGAACUUCCGUAAUAGCUACCAGAGAACAGCUGCUUCUGAAGAGCAUCACAGACAAAUGAAUUUCUAUCAAAUGGAAUAUGUUCCUGGGACGCCUCUACCUCACAGUGGUGUUGCGGGGCUUCCCCCAUGA